GUUUCUCCGAAGUACUCAGGGAUACCAAAUGUGCAGAUUAAAUUUUGUGCAGAGUCCGUGUGUAGAUGUUUAUUGAUUUGCAGAUAUUUGCAGUUUUUCCACGUUUCUGCAGAUUUUUGCCAGAGUCUCUUUAUAUUUGCGCAGAUAUUCUUAAAAUGUGUGCAGAUUUUUACAGACUUUUGCCUGCGCGAGCGUUUUUUUUUCGGAUCACGGGGCACAUUUUUCCGAUUUUUUGAGCAGUAGCAGACAUUUUUCAAAAACAUCUGGCAUCUCUGAACGUACUACAUAAACAAUAAAUAUCUGUUCUUGGUCGAUAGAAUCGUAACUGGCGGGUAUGCCCGUAAUUAUAAUUGCUGGUCUUCCCGCUAGCGGAAAAUCGUUUCGCAGCGCUGAAUUGGUUAAUUAUUUCGAAAAUCGAGGCAAAAACGUAAAUCUAGUUUCGGAGUGGGAUCUUAUACAACUAGCUGGAUACAACAAGAAUGAGCAUUUUCGGGAUCCCCAGAAGGAAAAAUUAGUGCGAUCCAGUAUAAAAUCAGAAGUUGCUCGGUUGCUCAACAAAAAUGAUGUCGUGAUUGUUGACGGCACAAAUUACAUAAAAGGGUCCCGUUAUGAAAUAUUCUGCGUGAGCAAAGCUACGAGGACUACUCAGUGUACAAUUUAUUGUGCCAUCGUGAAGGAUCAAGCAUGGUGUUUCAACGAAUCAAGAACUAAUAAAGAGGAAACAUAUGAUAAAGAUGUAUUCGACGCUCUUUGCAUGAGGUUUGAAGAGCCCCAGCAUAAUAAUCGAUGGGAUAGUCCCUUAUUCACUUUAUUUCCGGAAGAGAAGAUUGACGAAGAAAACAUUUAUAAUGCUCUUUAUAAUCAACAUGCUCUAGUUCCAAAUUUAUCCACUCAAAAUGCUCCCCUAAAUUCGACCAAUUUCCUGUUUGAGAUGGAUAAAAUUACUCAGGACAUCAUUUCACAGGUAUUGACGGCGCACAAAUUAGGUAUGACAGGAUCUGUAAAAUUAGCCAACCAAACUUUACUGAUAGAUAUUCCGUCUGACUUAAAUCCUUCACAAUUGAACCGGCUGCGAAGACAAUUUCUCAAUUACAUGAAAUUACACUCAUCCUCUGAUUCUUCAGUUAAAAAAAUUCCUUCUAUGUUUGCACAAUUUCUUAACUCAAACUAUCGAUGAUUACAAUAAAUCCUUUCAAGAGUA
Messenger RNA from Wyeomyia smithii (pitcher-plant mosquito), 1201 nucleotides. Its product is annotated as protein KTI12 homolog. Lineage: Eukaryota; Metazoa; Arthropoda; Insecta; Diptera; Culicidae. The record is from RefSeq and is a predicted model, not a curated record. The coding region runs from base 335 to 1177 and encodes 280 amino acids. The transcript has 2 exons.